AUGUCCAACCGCCAAGCCGCAGACGACGAGUUUGCCCGCCUCCUCGCGCUGGUCACGUCCCACCUCGCAGACCGUAACGCGACGCUCGACACGCUGCCCACCACGCCGACGGCGCACGCCGUUCGCGCGGCCGUAGCGACCCUCCCUUCGUCCCUCCCAGCCAACGGGUGGACGGCACCCACGACCAUCGACUACUUGGUCAAGACUCUGCUCCCCGGGUGUCUCACGGCGCAGAAUGGGCCGCGGUACUUUGGCUUUGUGACUGGCGGCGUCACGCCGGCCGCGCAGCUCGCCGAGACGCUGUUGACGGGCUACGACGAGAACGUGACGCUGACGCUGCCGGACACGAGCGCUGCGACAGCCGUCGAGGCCAAGGCGCUCGAGAUGGUCCUGGACCUGCUGAACAUUCCGCGCGAGUCGUUUGCCGGACGCACCAUCACGACAGGCGCGACGGGGAGCAACGUGCUCGGCAUGGCGUGUGCGCGCGACUACCUGUAUGCCAACUCUCCCCACCUGCCCCAGGGCUACAGCUAUGCGCAAUCGGGUCCGCCCAGCUCGCCCACGCUGCCGUCCCCGCCCAUCGUCGUCCUCGGCCUCCACCCGCACUUUAGCAUCCUGAAAGCCGCGGCGCUGGUGGGCAUCGGCGGCGGACCGGGCGUCAUCCAGUCCCUCCCGGCCGACGCCGACGACGAGCUCGCGAUCGACAUUGCGGCGCUGCAUGCGCGCCUGGCGGCAGAAAAGGAGGUGGGGCGCGGCGUGAUUGUGACGUACGGUCUGGGCGAGGUGAACACGGGCGGCUUUGGGCGCGGGCUGGGCAACGUCGCGGCGCUGUGUAAAGAGUACGGAGCGUGGCUCCAUGUCGAUGGCGCGUUUGGUGGAUUCGCGGGCGUCCUCCCGGAGCUCCAGCACCUCGUGGACGGUAUUGAGCUGGCCAACAGUCUCACUCUGGAUGGCCACAAGUGGCUCAACGUCCCCUACGACUGCGGUCUCUUCUUCACCCGUGACAUUGGCACACUCCCAGCCCUCCUGGGCCCGCCAAGCGGCAGCGGACCGGCAUACCUCCAGACGGGCUCCUCAUCGACGGCUGUGGGCGCCGGCGAGUCGCAGGGCUUCGUCCACGACCACGUCCCCAGCCCACUGUUCCUCAACAUUGAAAACUCGCGCCGCUUCCGCGCGUUGCCCCUGUUCGCGAGCCUGGUGUCGCUGGGAAAGGACGGGUACAUUGAGAUCAUCCGGCGCAACAACGCCUUUGCCCAGCGUGUCGCAUACUACAUCGCCGAACACCCAAACUACGUCCUCCUCAACGCCAGUCCCGGCUGGGUCGCGGGCUCGAUGGACCGGGACCAGCCGCCCAUUGUGCCCCUCAACAUUGUCCUGUUUGGCGGCUCGGCGACGUCGCCCUUCCCGCCCUCGGACGUCCCGGGCCAGGACGGCGCGCCGGCGCUCACGGCGGCCAUCAAUGCCACGCGCCGGAUGUACGUGUCGGGCACUAAAUGGCGCGGCGUCGGCGCAGUUCGCCUCGCCGUGAGUAACUGGCGUACGGGGCGUGACGGGGAGGACUUUGACGCUGUGAAGCGUGUUCUCGACAAGGUGGUUGUCGAGGCGUGUAAAAAGGAGUGA
Apiotrichum porosum is the source of this 1620-nucleotide messenger RNA. RefSeq lists its product as uncharacterized. Gene Ontology annotation, molecular function: carboxy-lyase activity; pyridoxal phosphate binding. Lineage: Eukaryota; Fungi; Basidiomycota; Tremellomycetes; Trichosporonales; Trichosporonaceae. The transcript is spliced from 4 exons. The record is from RefSeq and is a predicted model, not a curated record. The coding region runs from base 1 to 1620 and encodes 539 amino acids. Gene Ontology annotation, biological process: carboxylic acid metabolic process.